AAACGUUACCUCUUGUUUGAUAACAAUGUGACAAUGUCUCUGUCAGUCUCAGUGACAAGCCUGAUCUAGGCUAACAGACUUCCCAAGCCAGGCAGAACGCUGAACGCGACUCACCUCAACUAAAGGUUUCUGUUGACUGUUGACACGAAGAGGUGAUCGCUUGUAAUUUUCAGGCCAAAGACUUAGUGAAAGCUUGAGACUGUUCAACUUUUCCAGUUCUGAGUAUUGCAUCUGAUUUCAUCUUUAUUGACAACCACUGAUUCAGUAUGCCUGUCGGAGAAAAGCGCUGUGUUUGCGUCACAGGUUUUGGACCUUUCAAGGGACACUUGGUGAAUGCAAGCUGGGUCGCUGUGCAGGAGUUGGCCAAGCUUGGUCUUAGUGAUGAUGUAGAACUUAUCAUUUAUGAACUUCCUGUUGUGUAUGAAGAUGUGAAGAAAAUUAUUCCUGGCUUAUGGGAAAAACAUAAACCAGUGCUGAUGGUUCACGUGGGUGUGUCAGGCAUUGCUGAUGAAAUCACCCUGGAGCAGCAGGCUCACAAUGACGGCUACAAUAGGUGUGAUGUCCGGGGCGUUACACCCAUUACCCAAACAUGUGUGGAUGGAAGCUGUCAUGAUGUCAUUGUCUCGAAAAUUAACAUGGCACAGGUGUGCAAAGCUGUGAAUGAAGCAAACCUCAAGGUCACUACGGUUGUGUCACAUGACCCUGGAAGGUAUCUAUGUGACUUCUCUUACUACAUUUCACUGCAUCAGAAUAGGGAUUGCUCGGCAUUCAUCCACGUCCCUCCUCUUGGCUCCCCUUACAGCGGUGCUGAGUUGGCGCUGGGUCUGCAGGCAAGCAUACGAGCAAUGCUGACACAAGUGCAAUAAUAUUUGUGGUAGUGUAACUGACAUUGGACAAAAGAGAAAUGCUUUGUUGUCUUUUUUUUUUUUUUUCCAUUCGUUGUGUUUUAUUUUUGUCCACUGUCUUGAUUUUUCCAAAGACUUCCUUUCUUUUUUUUAUGUUUAUUACAAUUUUGGUUUUUUUUGGGUUUUUUUAAUGUCUUCUUUGUUUUGGUCCAAUAUCUUCUUUCGUUUGCCAGUUCUAUUGAAGUAAAAUGGUCUGUUGGCCUAGAAGCAAUAGACAGUAACUGAUGAAGAAAGUACAUGUAUUUACGAUUACUGUGAAGCCCCAGGAGGGUACUAUCAAUCACAUGUUGCUAUAAAAGUAUGACAUUAUGAUUCCUGAUUUUGAAAGAGCAAUCUAUUUCUAAGUAAAAUGGUUUGUACUGUUUGAAAAAAGAAUCACAGUCAGCUGAGGUGCAGAUAAUUACUUUUACCCAUGUCCUGUGAUCCAGUCAUUUGCUGGCUCAAAUUUGUAAAAUGGUCAUGAGAAUGGACCCUUUUGUUGCUAGGGUGUGUGUGUUCCUACUGUCAGUGCUGAUUUUCAACUUAACUCGUUAGCCAGGACGGCAGUCUCAUUGCUAAUUGUUCAUGAAUUGGCAGUCUAGAUCUAGCCCACCACUAGUGACAUAAUUUUGACCCGGGAUCUUGGAUUGUUACUUUCUUCACUUUCCUUAUUCCUUGUAUCCCCCUAUCUUCCUCACAAUAUUGAAAAACUUACACAUUUUAAAGUAAAAAAAUUUGAAUUUCUUUGCCUUUUUUAUAGUAUUUUUGUUUACGUUUUUCGGUUUUCUGGCUGAAAGCUCAAAGUAAGUGGAAUCAAAUGUUAUUCUAAAAAAACUUUGAUUUUAAGUUGGACACGCAUGCUAUACCAUAUCUCUAUCAAACUUCACAUUUUGAAACAAUGCAGAAAGCUCUAGAAUCACACACAAUACAGGGGCUCUCUUGGCUUACA
Messenger RNA from Aplysia californica (California sea hare), 1833 nucleotides. Its product is annotated as pyroglutamyl-peptidase 1. The record is from RefSeq and is a predicted model, not a curated record. Gene Ontology annotation, molecular function: pyroglutamyl-peptidase activity. Gene Ontology annotation, cellular component: cytosol. Bases 267 to 866 code for a protein of 199 amino acids. Gene Ontology annotation, biological process: proteolysis. NCBI's taxonomy places the organism in Eukaryota, Metazoa, Mollusca, Gastropoda, Aplysiida, Aplysiidae. The transcript is spliced from 5 exons.